AUGGCAAGCGUACGAACCCUCAGAUCGUUGGCGCGUCCAGUCGUUGCCCGUCAAUGGCGUCCAGCUGUAACUCUCCCCGCUAUCCAGUCACGAUUGCAUUCAUCCAAGCACCCCAAGGGCUUCGAGGCCCCUUCAAAUGAAGAGCUUGAUGAGUUGAGAGAGCGAGUGCAAGAAUUCACGCGCCGCGAAAUCACAGAGGAGGUGGCGGCAAAGACAGACAAGACAAAUGCCUUCCCAGCAGAGAUGUGGCAAAAACUGGGUGAAGCUGGUUUCCUCGGUAUCACAGCAGAUGAGGACGUAGGAGGUCUCGCUAUGGGCUACCAGGCGCAUAUUAUCGUCAUGGAGGAGCUAUCACGAGCUUCUGGAUCCAUUGGUCUCAGCUAUGCGGCACACUCACAGUUGUGCGUCAACCAGCUACAGCUCAACGGUUCACCCGAGCAGAAGCAGAAGUAUCUACCAGGUCUCAUUGCAGGCACAAGUGUCGGCGCGCUGGCCAUGUCUGAGUCCGGCGCGGGAAGCGACGUUGUCAGCAUGCGAACAACAGCAAAGGCUGUGGAUGGUGGAUAUGUCCUGAACGGAUCCAAGAUGUGGAUCACCAACGGACCUGACGCCGACUUUAUCGUGGUCUACGCAAAGACAGAACCAGAGAAGAACUCAAAGGGGAUCACCGCCUUUAUCGUGGACACGAAAACCGAGGGUUUCAGCUGUGCCCGCAAGCUCGAUAAGAUGGGCAUGCGUGGUAGCAACACCGGCGAGCUCAUGUUCGAUGGCGUCUUUGUUCCUACAGAGAACAUCCUCGGCAAGGUCAACGGAGGUGUGCGAGUGCUGAUGGAGGGUCUUGAUCUGGAGCGACUGGUAUUGAGUGCUGGACCUCUGGGCAUCAUGCAAGCCGCGCUCGACGUUACCCUGCCCUUCACACACCAGCGCAAGCAGUUUGGCCAACCCAUUGCGCACAACCAGCUCCUUCAGGGCAAGCUGGCAGACAUGUACACCAAGCUUCAGGCUUCCCGUUGCUACACCUACGCAACAGCUAAGGCGGUCGACGAGAACGGCUUGAUCCGCACUCAGGACUGCGCGGGAGCUAUCUUGUAUGCCGCAGAGCGAGCGACCGAGUGCACACUUGACUGCAUUCAACUUCUGGGUGGAAUGGGAUAUGUUGAGGAGAUGCCUGCAUCAAGAUUACUUCGAGAUGCUAAGCUAUAUGAGAUUGGAGCCGGUACUUCCGAGAUCAGACGUAUGGUUAUUGGAAGAGCCUUUAACAAGGAGUACGCGCAAGCAUGA
Fusarium pseudograminearum CS3096 is the source of this 1281-nucleotide messenger RNA. RefSeq lists its product as uncharacterized. Gene Ontology annotation, biological process: L-leucine catabolic process. The record is from RefSeq and is a predicted model, not a curated record. Lineage: Eukaryota; Fungi; Ascomycota; Sordariomycetes; Hypocreales; Nectriaceae. The transcript has 2 exons. Gene Ontology annotation, molecular function: flavin adenine dinucleotide binding; 3-methylbutanoyl-CoA dehydrogenase activity. The coding region runs from base 1 to 1281 and encodes 426 amino acids.